Rotaria sp. Silwood1 is the source of this 1260-nucleotide messenger RNA. Lineage: Eukaryota; Metazoa; Rotifera; Eurotatoria; Philodinida; Philodinidae. The record is from the annotation of a GenBank genome assembly.
AUGAAUAAUAAUGUAAUAUUACCGACAACAGUUUUAUCUGUUGAUUAUAAUUUAACUUUAAAAACUACAAGUGCUACAACAAUAGCAAUAUCAAAUUCAAUAAAAAAUUGUAGUGUAUCAUUACAAUAUAAAGUUAUUGAACAUAUUGUUUAUUUGUAUGUUAUGUCUCCAUUAUGUCUUAUGGGUCUUGUAUUAAAUGUUAUUAAUUUAAUUAUUUUUUCUGAUCGUUCAUUUAAAAAUUUAACAUUUAAAUAUUUACGUCUUAUUGCAUUUGUUGAUUGUAUAACAUGUAUACUUGUUUUUAUUUAUUGUGUAACAAAUUAUACUCGACCACGUACAUUAAAUGAUAAAUAUUUUCGUAUAUGGUAUUUAGUUAAUGUUUAUUUUCCAUUAGCAAAUAUAACUGCAGCAUGUAAUGUUUUAUUAACAAUAACUGUAACUAUUGAACGACUUGUUAGUGUACGUUGGCCAAUGAAAAAACAACGUUUAUUUAAUUCUAAUCGUAUAUUAAUAACAUUAAUUAUUUGUUUUUUAUUUCCAAUUAUUGCUAAUUCAAUUAAUUUUCUUGUUUAUAAAGUUGGUGAAUGUAAUAAUCUUACAUUAACAUCAAUAGCACGAACUAAAGCAUAUGAAUAUUUUGGUAUGUGUAAAGAAAUUCUUUUACGUUUUAUUCCCAUAUGUAUUCUUAUAUGUUCAAAUUGUCUAUUAUUAUCAACUGUACAUGCUGCUAAUAAGAAAUUUAGAUCAUAUAGAAAACCAUUACAAACAAUAGCAAAAUCACCAAUAACAACAACAGUUUGUAUUCAAACUGUAGCAAAUGGUUGUGAUACAACACCAAUUAAUAAAUAUCUAUCUGAAUCACAAUCUCAAACAGAUAUACUUUUAUCAAGAUCAUCAUUUUCAUGUGAAUCAACAGUACCAAAAACUAUGAAACAAAAACGACCAUCAUUUCCAAUAAGAUUAUUUCAUAAAUUACAUUCAAGAAAACAACAACAAGAACGACAAUUAACAAUAAUGCUUGUUUGGAUAUCAACACUUUAUUUAUGUGGACAAAUUCCAAUGUUAUUUGCUUAUCCAAAUUUUCUUUUUAAAGAUACAAAUCUAUCAUCAUAUAAAUAUUAUGCAGUUGUUGUUAAUUUACUUGAAUUAACAACAUAUUUUGCAAAUUUUUUUAUUUAUAUACGAUUUACAUCACAAUUUCAACAAGUAUUUCGUAUAAAAGUUAAACAUACAUUUUUUUGUUUUAUAAAAAAUCAAUAA